AUGAACGGAUUCAGUGGUUUAUUUGUUCUAUUUACAUAUUUUCAAUUCUAUAAACUAGUAGUUUAUCCGGCAGUACAAGGAAGCGAUAGCCAAACACACACAGUCGCUACGACUUCCAGUGGAAGGAUAGCAAAUAUCGACGAAGAUUCAAUCGAAGGCAUCUCAAACGAAGCCUUACAGAAUAACAGAAGAAUACAAUUGGACCUUAAGGAUGUUGAUUUGGAAUUGUUCGAAGUCACAGAUGAAUACCAUAACAAGUACUUAACCAAAUAUAUAAAGGUAAGAGAUCACACUAAAAUUGUAAAAAUAGUGGACGGGAGUGUUUUGGUACACGAGCCAGCAACAGGAGAAACAUUUCUGAGUUGUUCAAUAAGAGCGAAUGAACUGGACCUGUAUCUGAGGUACGAAUACAGAGACGCACAAGCAAAUCAGAAAACAAUCACACUGUAUAAAGGGAACGAAGCAUGGUACACACUGCCAAACCAAGAAAUGGCGGACCCAACUAACACAUUUGAGUCGAAUAAAUGUUCGCUGGAUAGAGCACUGAGAGAGUGGGAGAAUACGUUCGAAGUGAUCAAUGAGUCGGAAUUGGAGAGCGAAGAAGAGACGCACGAGAGCGGACCGACAGACCUGUCGAAGUUUAGUCACACAAUACAGUCGUUGUACGUAAAAUUCGCACUCGACAUCACGAGUAAGAAGGAAAACGAAAGAGUAAACUACAGAGACUGUUACAUACACGAUAACCACAGUCUAGUGUACAUCAUAAAAAACGGAUACAAAGUGACAUCAGUGAGAGAAGGGAUCGACUUAAUAUAUAAAGUACCGGAAACGGAAGAAUGUUUCUUUGUCCAAGUGCUGCUGAAAGGAAAAGCAGCAAAGUUUGUAUUCACAAUGAGCAAAGAAGGCUCAAAAGAUGUGUCAAAAUAUUAUGAAAAGGUGGAAGGGAAAUGGAUGUCAAUGCCAUCAGAAAAGUAUUACAGAGACAUAUUGAACUAUAAAGAGCAAUACGAAAAGAAAGAAGACGUCGUGCUGGACAUAAGGACGAGGAAGGACACAAACGAAGUGGUAUUCAUAGAUAGCGAUUACGAUAACGUGCACACGCACAUAUACGCGCCGAUGCCAGGAUAUACGUUCAAGGAGAUUAAAAUCAAGGGAUACACAAUAUGGAAGAGGAAAAAUAACGACUGUCAGAUGGCAAUGGUGAGAUUCAUGCACAACUACCCUCACAAGGUGCACCUGGUGAUGCCGUCGAACGUGUCGGACAUAUACUAUCAGCUGAAGAAGAAGUAUCUGAGUUACACAAUACCCAGGAGAGCAAAAUCAAUAGAGUUCGAAGGAGAGUUUAACGAGAUAGACGAAAAAAAGUACUCUGAAGACAUGGAGCCGCUGAGGUUUAAGCCGCCAAUCAAGUUCCCGUCAAACAAGUUCGUGGUGGACAUAACGUCGAAGAAGGACAACGAGAUACACGCGUACAGACAAGGGAGUCCGCUGGGAGUGGAGACGUGCUUCUACAUGGCGAAGGACGGAUAUAAAAUCGCGAUGGUGAGAGAAGGAGACCAGGACAUCUGGAAGUCGCGCACAUCGGAAUUCGCGUCCUUCGUGGUGGUGCUGCUCUCGAAGAACGACACGCCAGUGCUGGUGAGAGUGGUGACCUUCGACCUCGACAUAAAGUCGAAGCACCGCUAUUACGUUAAGACGAGAGGAAGGUGGAAGGAAAUCGACGCUUUGAAGUAUAAAAACAGCUGCGAUAAGCUGUACACGUUCGUGAGCGACCUCGACGAAAGAGAGGAGAGGAAGGUGCCGGUGGACCUGAGCAAAAACUACGCUGGGCUUGAAAUGAUAUUCCUGAGGUACCACUUCGACGGAAUGGACACGAAGGUUAUCAUCCCGAACAAAAACGUGAAGAUACAGAAAGUGGUGAACAACGAAGUGGUGAUAUGGGAGAGAGGAGAACACGAUUGCGUGAUGGUGAUAGUAAGGUUAAACGGAAAUAAGCCAUACUUUGUUAAUAUAGUGAAGGCGGGAGAGACGGGAGACGAGUUCUUCUACGUGCCGUCGCUGCAGAGGACUGAGGAGUCAAACAAGUGGAAAAAGGUGCUCUUCGACCACAUAUUCGUGCAGAUCAACGAGUUUAGGGUUAAGCCGUACAUACAGCACUCAUACAAGGAACACCAAAUAGACAUAAGCGCGAAGAGGCACGACGAAGCGUGCUGCCACAAGACUGGAGACUUCUACAACAUACCCGCCUCGUACUUCAUCAUGAGGACAGGCCACGGAAUAACGAGAGUGCUCGACGGAAAAAAGGAGGUCUGGAGAAGCAAAAACGGAGAGUACGCGCCGUACCUGGUGGAGCUCUUCCACGAAGGUAGUCCGCGACUGCUCUUCGUAAUGGUUAACAAGCCGUCGUUCGAAAUACACGACAUGAGCUCAGUGUACCUGGAGAAAAGGGGAGGCGACUGGGAGCCGAUGUACGGAGACCUGGAGUUCAACUUCGUGCUUAACAACAUAGAAGUGAAGGACAAAAAUCCGCAAAAGUUUGAGCUGGACAUAAACCAGAGAAAGGACGACGAAAAAGUGCUCUGCUUCGAAGAUAAGCUGGGAGUGAGGAACGUAGUGCUGUACUUCCCGAAGAAAAACUACAGACUCGUUAAGCUGGUCUCCGGAGAGGAAGUUAUCAUGGAGACGGGAACCAAGGACUACAUUAUCUCAGUGAAAAUAUACCUGGUUAACGAGAAGCCGUACCUGAUCAGAGUACGCUACAGACACUACGAGCUGAGGUUCAAGGACUACGAGCGAGUGGGCACAUCCUGGGUGGAAAUAGACUCAAACUCGUUCCUGAUUAAGACUCUGACGCUCAACGACGUCGUCUUCAGCGAAGUUAACGUGCUGAAGAGCAGCCUGUUCGACAAGGUGUACACGAAGCUGGGAUCAGAUGAAAUGAUACCGGAGGGCGACCUGGCCAGAAAAAUCAAGAAGCGCUUCAACUACGACGUGCACUUCGAGCCUGUGGAUGAGGAGGAGUCUAUGACGCCAGUGGAAAGAAUGUUCGAGCUGAUAUCGGAGCACAUAAAGACGGAAAGAGUGGAUAGGUCGCUAUACAUUCAUCAAGAAGAUAGGAAAAAGGACGAAUGCGUCCUGGAAAUAAACAACAUAAACCUGGACAGAUUCACAUUCCACGAUAACAUAUACAAGAGCGCGAUGCACAGAGUAGUAGAGAACAAGUACGAGUGCAAGGUGAUAAAGGUGAUAGACGAGAACGGAGAUAUCCACGCGAUCACGGAUGACCAGGAGCUCUUCAGGUGCCACAUCUACAACAGAGACGGAAGGCCGGAGAUGGUGGAGGUCUUCACGUACGACGAAAACCACAGACUAAGCCACUUCAUUUACGUGAAGAGGGAGGGUGUGUGGGAUAGGACGUACUGGCGGCAGUCUGAUUUACUUUACAAGUUGUAUCGACACAUGAGUAGGCCGGUGAAGAAGCACGUUUCUCUGGAACUGAGUUACGUUGACGAGUCGAACUUCCAGGUUGAGGAGAAGAAUUUUGCGAGUUACGUGUACAGGACGAUGUCUCCGAAUUCGGAUGUUACUGUGAGCAGAGUGACACAUGAGGGUCAUUUGAUACACAGUUUUCUUAAUGACCAGGCUCUGGUGUGGUGUUCAUACAACGAGAUGGGUGAGAAUGACGAUAUUUUGGACUUGUUUGUGACAGACCUUGAUGGGAAGUUGUACUGUUACUCAUACAAAGGAGACGGUGAUGGUUGGAAUUUGAAUUACACACACAAGUCGACGAUAUCGAGUUUACAUGAAUUUUCAUCGAAUCGAUUCAAGGCACUGGUUAAUCACCGACUGAUUGACACAUGUGACGGUGAAGUACUUGAUGAGGCUGAAAAAACAGAUAUUGAAUUGAACAUUGAGGAUCAUGAAGCGACAGUUGAGUACACUUUGAAUGAUAUUCCAUGUAAGAUGUUUAGACCUAGGAAGAACGAGAAUGUGACUAGGAUUCAUGACGGUGAUGAGGAGUUGUUGAAUGGUGAUGUUUUGAAAUCGAGAUCUCUACUUGCAUCAUUUUUAUAUUUGAGAGAGGGAUAUAAAUCUGCGUUAUAUUUAUUUUUGGUUGACGAAGAUGGUAAUGUUGAACGAUUGAAAUAUAAUCGUAUAUUUGACACAUGGGUUAUAAGUGACCUUGCUCCUGAUAAUUAUAAAGAGAUUACAUAUGAACUUGAUAAUGUUUCUGAUAAAGAAGUGAUAGAAUAUUUAGAUGAUUCAUUUAACUGUAAAUUUACAAAGGACCUUGAGAAUUCGAUUGCUCUAUAUGAUAAUGAGAAUGAUCCUAGUAUGGCAUCGUAUCUACGACCUCCAAUAUGGAUACUUGACCUGAACGAUGUUGACAAUAAGAAGUUCAAGGUGACGAGAUCGACUAAAAACUCUGUUGAAUAUUAUCACAUAACUCCUAAACCGUUUGUUUUGGUUGACAGGAUAAUGUAUGAUGAGGAGAUAAUUCAUGAUUUGACUCCUGGUGACAUGCUUGAUCGCGUGACUGUGAGCGUGGACAAGGAUAACGAAUAUGAGAUUUUAUGUGAUGUUGAAUCUCCAGAUGGAACACUACGAACAUACACUAGAAGAAGCAAUGAGGAGCCUGAACCAGGUCGAAUUUUAUACACACCGACCAGACGAUCCCUGUAUAGACCAGGAAACCUAUACGAAAUCGCGGGAUCACACGUAAUUAAUAUCGCGAACAUCACAAAUGAAAGUUGUGCGCUCAAGAGCAUACGAGUUAAAAAUCACAUAAUAAAGAAGUUCUGCAUAAACGAAGACCUGAUUGUCACAAGAAUAUUCGAAGGAGUAAGAAUGAUAUAUAUAGUGAGACCAAACUAUAAGCUGGUGGCAGGUACAGUUUUCUAUGACAAGGGACCGCAGAUGGUGAUCCUGAAGUGUAGAUCUCAGGAAGAUGAGGAAGAAAGGACCGUGUAUAUUAAGCUGGGCUUCGAUUGGGCUCCAAUAGGAGAACACGAGUCGGAAAGAUACCUGAGAUCUCUAUAUCAAGAUGGAAAGUAUUUCACGGCACAAGAAGUACGAAGUUUACUGGAAUAA
Molecule: messenger RNA, 5091 nt
Organism: Theileria orientalis strain Shintoku
Lineage: Eukaryota; Apicomplexa; Aconoidasida; Piroplasmida; Theileriidae
Exons: 1
Coding region: 1-5091 (1696 amino acids)
Source: RefSeq, a predicted model, not a curated record